AUGGACGGUGAUGAAGUUCAGUUUUCCCUCUUGCAGUCUGCCUUCAAGGUCUCUGGCAGUGAGGCAAUUGGGCCUCAGCUUCUAUCUGAGGGUUGGAAGGCGUUGGGGAUGAUUCCUGCAAGUGUGCAGAAUGGUAUCCAUGAGCUGGUUCCCUUGUUCGCGCUGGUUCUGUUCAUGCUGGUCGUUUGGAUCUUCCUGAUGAUCAUUCAAAAUCUGCCGGCGGAGUGGUACAACGAACAAGAAGGUGAUCUCAAGCCCAGAGGACGACGCUGGGGGAGGCAGCCAGAUGAGUCGCCGCCGGUGGACGGUUCACCUGUUUGCGCGUCAUUAACCUUUCCCAGAGCUGAGGCCAGAUUCAAAAUUUGCGCUGACAACUUCAGGAGUGGCAAGAAGCUCAACAUCCAGGGAGACAACUCUGGGAGGAUGCUUCUUGUGGCCCUUUUUGGUAGCACAAAAGAAGGGCCGCCUACCCUGAGGGUUUGCUUUGCAAACUGCGAGACAGAUCCGCGCUGCAGCAUUCAGGUCGCAGCCGAUGCUGUCGGCUAUGAUGCGUUGGUUCUGGGCCGGAAGGACUCCUUGUAUGGCACGGUGGAGAGAUCGUUUGGGCAUUGCAUCGUGAGACACAAUGAAGUGCCCGCAUUGAAAGUGGAGGUGAACCGCAUCACGCUGGCUGCCAUUGUCACCUCUCCGCAUGGUCGCCGUUUGGCAAAGGGUGGUAUUGAGGCUGACAACUACUGGCACUUGGAGGCGGGCCCGUUUUGGGCGCAGGUGCGGCGGCUGCAAAGCCUGGUGGUCUCCGCGGCGCUGCCCGCCUGGACUGCCCGCCCGGUCGCUGGCCUGCUGGAGGGCGUCGCCGACGCCAUCGAAGCCUUGGCGCGCGCGCCGACCGCCGUUACGCGCCCCACGAAUGCAUGGGCGGGCGUCCGAGUAGGAGAAGCUUCCCACCCCGGCCCCCCGGCGCCUGCCACCGAGCGACGCGAGCGCGCCUUGUCCGAACUCCGCCGAGCGGGCUUGGUCCCCCACCCAGCGCCACCGUCCCGGCGACCCGAGUCCCCUGACUUCCACACCCCGCGUGGCGGGCCGGAUCACUGCCGGCCUGCCCUCUGGGUGACACAGGGGCCGCCAGACGCUCUCCCACUCCAGACUGCUCCUCGCUCCUGGGUCUACGUGCCUUUGCUGCACGAUGCGGCCGGGGCGUCUUCCGACGCAGCGCAGGCCGCCUGGCGCGCGCAUGCCGCCUUCGGUCCGGUAUGGGGACAGUGGGUGGGCGCCCUCCGCGCUGCCUGCCCCCAACCCUUGACUAGCCUCCACGCGGCGGUCCUUGUGCACAGUGCUGCUGAGGGCCGGCCGUUCGUGUGGCCGGAGCGGCCAUUUCGCGGCCUCCAGGGCGACUCCCUUUGCACCCUCGCGUUCGCGGUCGAAGCCCUCGCCCGGGCGGAUGGCUACUUGGCCCCUGCGGUUCAAGAGGCACUGUUGUGCGUCUAUGGCGGUGACCGCCUGGCGUCCGAGAUCGCCGAGGGCGCGCGCCACCUUUGCGCGCCUCCCGCCCCGGUGCCUCCCACGGACCGUGGAGCGGCCCCUGCCCCUGAGGCGGAUGUUCUCAGCGAGGUCGCCGCCGCCGCGGCCCCCCGGCGCCGCGCCCGCCGCCCUCGGGCCCGCGCUCCGCGCACCAGUCCUCCACCCCCACGCCCCGACUCGCGCGCUGACGCCCUUUGGGCGACACGCGACCUCGCGGAUGAGUUCCAGCGGCGCGUUUACACCUUGCAAGCGCCCCCGCCUUUCCUUCGAGGGGCGCUUCGCGCCGCGCUGCAUGCAGGGCUCGCCCGAAUACGGGACGACCCUGACUCCCCGGCCGGCUGGGGCCUGUUCCUCCUCGCGCCCCGCAUGCUGCUCUUCCGUCGUCGUGGCGAGACCCGCGUCGCCCGCGACGCCUUGGAGGAACGGGCAGCACUCCUCGCGCGCGGUGCCUACGCCGACCUCCUAGACCAGGCUGCCGCCGCUGCCGCCUUGGCCCCCGUGGCCAGCCCUGCACCACGAGGUGACUGCCUGGAGAGCGCCGCGCACUGGGCCUCUUGGGCCGACUCGCUCCCCGUGAUCGGCGCGCGGCACCCCCUCCUCCUCGCGCGGGUCCUCCCCGAGUUGGCCGCCGAGCUUGGGGCACCGGGCCUGCCCGGCACGCAAGCCGCCCGCCUGGCCGCGGCCGCGCUGCACACCCCUGGAUGGGCGCCGCCAUCAUGGGUCGCGCUCGCGAGUGGCCUGGAUUCCGGAGCCGGCGCUAGUUUCGGCGACCCCACCCGCGGUUGGCAGCGCGCCGCCACCGCCGCCUUGGACAGACAAGCCCUUGAGGUGCACUUCUCUGUGCUCGAUCCUGCAUCUCGGGCCCUGCUUCUGUCCCAAGGCGGCGCAGGCGGCGCGGCGGCCUUGACGGUGCUCCCGUCGCGACCUGAGUACCGUCUGCCAGCCGAGCAGUUCCGGGGCAGCCUGGCCACCACGCUGCUGGAACUUCCGGAGCAGGGGGGCGGCGCGCCGCCCGCCCCCGCCGUCCUGGCUGACCUCACGCAGGACGCGCGCUUGCUCCAGUGUACAUAG
Durusdinium trenchii is the source of this 2589-nucleotide messenger RNA. The record is from the annotation of a GenBank genome assembly. NCBI's taxonomy places the organism in Eukaryota, Dinophyceae, Suessiales, Symbiodiniaceae.